Molecule: messenger RNA, 2417 nt
Organism: Jatropha curcas
Lineage: Eukaryota; Viridiplantae; Streptophyta; Magnoliopsida; Malpighiales; Euphorbiaceae
Product: Major facilitator superfamily protein
Biological process (GO): transmembrane transport
Cellular component (GO): membrane
Molecular function (GO): transmembrane transporter activity
Source: RefSeq, a predicted model, not a curated record
AGCAAAAAGUUGCAGCUUGAUAGGAUCAUGGUGUGUUCCCUUUCCACUUCAAUAAUUUAUCUUUUUAUCUUAUAUAUAAAUAUAAAUAUGAGUGCAACUGUGAUAAUUAUUUAAUUUCUUAUUAUUAUUAUUUAUGUUUUUUAUUUAUAUUUAUCUCCUGUCAAAGGAACUACUACACAAAGAUCAUUCUUUUCUUUGUCCACUAAAUCACAUAAACUAAGCAACUCCUAGGACUAAAGAGUCUCUCUCAGUAUUCUCUUCUCUCUCUAUGGUAUUCCUUCUUUGAAGAAGCUAGAGUGCACUGAAAAUGGAGAAAACGGAAGAGACUGCAUCAAGACAAACUGAAGUCAUGACGACUACUCCAAAAACAAGAAAAGGUGGCUUCGUUACCUUGCCAUUUAUUAUAGCAAAUGAGGCUUUUGAGAAGGUGGCAAGCUAUGGGCUUUUACCGAACAUGAUAUUAUACUUGUUGAAAGAUUAUCACAUGAGUGUGGCUAAGGGUGCCAAUAUAAUCUUCCUUUGGAAUGCUGCAACCAAUUUCUCGCCUCUUUUAGGUGCUUUCCUUUCUGAUUCUUACUUGGGUCGCUUCCUCACCAUUGGCAUUGGUUCCAUCGCCAGUCUCUCGGGGGUGAUCCUGCUAUGGUUAACAGCAAUGAUUCCACGACUGAAGCCGCUACCUUGUGAUCUAAUGACUCCAACAAGCUGUAAAACCCCAACAGGAGGUCAAUUGACCAUGCUCUUCUCUUCCAUGGCCUUAAUGUCCAUUGGUGCCGGUGGCAUUAGGCCAUGUUCUUUAGCAUAUGGAGCUGAUCAAAUAGACAACAGAUCUAACCCCAAAAAUGAAAGGGUCUUAGAGAGUUAUUUUGGCUGGUACUAUGCUUCCACAGCUGUUUCUGUUAUUAUUGCUUUGACAGCAAUUGUUUAUAUUCAAGAUCAUCAAGGUUGGAGAGUUGGUUUUGGAGUUCCUGCAAUUCUAAUGUUCUUUGCACUUUUCUUGUUCUUGGUUGCAUCUCCGCUUUAUCUUAAACCGAAAGCAAAAAAGAGUUUGCUCACUGGCUUUAUGCAAGUUCUUGUUGUUGCCUACAAGAAUAGAAAUGUUCCUUUCCCUCUUGAAGAUUCUGAUGAUAAAUAUCAUCGAAACAAGAAUUCGGAGUUCAUUGCCCCAACUGAAAAUCUGAGGUUCUUGAACAAAGCUUGCAUAAUAAGAAAUCAAGAACAAGAUUUAGCCCCAGAUGGAUCAGCAGCAAAUCCAUGGAGUCUAUGCACAGUAGAGCAAGUAGAAGAGCUAAAAGCACUUAUUAGAGUUAUUCCUAUUUGGUCGACAGGAAUAAUGUUAUCAAUUAACGUUAGCCAAAGCACAUUUCAAGUGUUGCAAGCGAGUUCCAUGGACCGACAUCUUACUUCGAAUUUCAAAAUCCCUGCAGGCUCUUACUUUACAUUUGUAGUCAUUUCUCUAGCAGCAUGGGUUGUUCUGUAUGACCGCGCUAUCCUUCCUUUAGCAGCAAAAAUCAAAGGUAAACCAGUUCGCCUUGGCGUUAAACUAAGAAUGGGAAUAGGACUUUUCAUUUCUUGCAUAGCCAUGGUAGUUGGAGGCAUUGUUGAGAACGUUCGUCGAAGAAAAGCAAUUCGAGAUGGGUACUUAAAUAAUCCUCAAGCUGUGUUGAACAUGUCUGCAUCAUGGCUUAUACCACAGUUUUGCUUGAAUGGAUUAGCAGAAGCAUUUAAUGCAAUCGGCCAAACGGAGUUUUACUACUCGGAGUUUCCUAAGAGCAUGUCUAGUAUAGCCGGAGCACUGAACGGACUUGGAAUGGCAGUAGCAAACAUAUUAGCAAGUGUUAUUCUAAGUGCUGUUAAUAAUGUUACUUCAAAAGGAGGCAGAGAUGGUUGGGUUCCAAGUAAUAUCAACAAAGGUCACAUUGAUAACUAUUAUUGGCUUCUUGCAAUAAUGAGUUCUGUUAAUUUGGUAUAUUUUGUACUCUGUAGUUGGGCUUAUGGACCCUGUAAGGAGAGAAUAACGAAGGUUAGAGAUGAAGGGAAUGGGUUCAGUAAGGAAGAAGAGGAAGAACUAUCUAUUUUAGGGGCGAUGAUUAAAGAUGAAGCUAAUAAUAAAGGGGUGGAAGGACAAGAAUUAUCAAGAGUUUAGGGGUGGAAGGAGAAGAAUUAUCAAGAGUUUAGUGGAUUUUCUGGCUUGAUUAAUUAAUUAAUUAAUCAAUUGGAGUGUAACCAUUGUGUGAUUGUUGUGUGAUAGUGAGAAUUAAGUAUAUUUAUAUAUCAUUUUUGCAGUUAUUAUAUAUUAAAUCUUCCUGUAAACCCAUUUGCAUAUCACAUAUGGGUGUUCUCUGAGUCUUAAUUAUAUAUAUAUAUACAAUAUACACAUUCUGUAACAUAUUUUUUCAACGAAAUUCUGAAUUAUUAUA